AUGAGCAGCAGCAGCAGCAGCAGCAGCAGCAGCGAAGACGACGACGAGGAUUUAUUCUACGCGCCGAGCUAUAACCGAAAACGAGAAGAGGAGAAGAAGAAUAACGCGUUAGGUACGACGAGUAAUAACGGUACGAAUAAACGGAAAGUGGAGGAGGAAGAGGAGGAGGAGGAGAGGAAGAGAACUCGAGCUUUGAUUUCAGAUUCGGAUGAUGAUGAUGAUGAUGAUGAAACGGACGACGAAAAGGACGACGACGACGAAGAAGAAGAGGAAAAAGAAGAAGAGAAACCGACGAGUAAUAAUGCGUUGGUGUCGGAAUCAUCAGAUUCGGACGCGCCGCCUUCGUCGACUCUCGCGAGGAGAGACAGAGCGCACUAUAACGACGAGAAGAUGCGAGAGGCCUCGGCGCUGAUGCGAGAGCUGACGAAGAAAACAGACGCGAGGGUCUUCGAGGACGAGAACGACGGAGAUGAACAACGUAACGGCGUCGCUGCUUCUGAUGAUAAUGUUGGAGCGUUAGGUGCGAACGGGGCUGAGGAUGAUGAAGAUGAGGACGAUGUGCGAUACGAACCGAUCCAGUUGGUGUUUGCGUUUAGCAAUACGAAGAAAGUCGAGUUCGAGACGUCGAAGAGAUACACUUUCGAACGGAUAUGGAAGGAUUUUGUGGACGAACAUCAUCCGGAAGGAGACGUCGCGAAGGCGAAGUUCACGUUCGACGGUGAUAGGAUUAAAGUUAGCGAAGAUACGCCGGAGACGUUAGACAUGGACGAUGAAGACGUCGUCGACGUUCUCCUGUGA
Messenger RNA from Bathycoccus prasinos, 798 nucleotides. RefSeq lists its product with no specific name. Lineage: Eukaryota; Viridiplantae; Chlorophyta; Mamiellophyceae; Mamiellales; Bathycoccaceae. The transcript has a single exon. The record is from RefSeq and is a predicted model, not a curated record. The coding region runs from base 1 to 798 and encodes 265 amino acids.